AAGAGAGAGACCAAUGCCAUCCUCUGUAGCUUGAAGGAAACGAAAAGCUUCUAACGAAGAAGACGACGAAGCAAAUCAGAAGAAGCUUAAGGAAGAGAUGUUCAGGAACCAGUACGACACAGAUGUGACAACAUGGAGUCCCACAGGUCGGCUGUUCCAAGUAGAGUACGCCAUGGAAGCAGUGAAGCAAGGCUCAGCCGCAAUUGGACUCAGAUCUCGCUCACAUGUCGUCCUCGCUUGUGUCAACAAAGCUCAAUCUGAGCUUUCUUCUCAUCAGAGAAAGAUCUUCAAAGUAGAUGAUCAUAUCGGUGUUGCUAUUGCUGGUCUUACUGCUGAUGGUCGUGUUCUCUCUCGUUAUAUGAGAUCUGAGUCUAUUAAUCACUCUUUUACUUAUGAGUCUCCUCUUCCCGUUGGUCGUCUUGUUGUUCGUCUUGCUGAUAAAGCUCAGGUAUGCACCCAACGGUCAUGGAAACGGCCGUAUGGUGUUGGUUUACUGGUAGGUGGAUUGGACGAGUCAGGAGCCCACCUCUACUACAACUGCCCUAGCGGAAACUACUUCGAAUAUCAAGCAUUUGCUAUCGGGUCACGUUCACAAGCCGCGAAAACCUAUUUGGAACGAAGAUUCGAGAGCUUCCAAGAAUCAUCAAGAGAAGAUCUGAUAAAAGAUGCUAUUAUGGCCAUAAGGGAAACUUUGCAAGGGGAAACACUAAAGAGCUCGAUCUGCACUGUUUCUGUUCUAGGAGUCGAUGAACCAUUCCAUUUCUUGGACCAGGAAACCAUACAAAAGGUGAUUGACACGUUUGAGAAGGUUCCUGAGGAAGAGGAAGAUGCUGGUGAGGGUGAGGCCGAACCGGAGGCUGCUCCUGGUGCUGCUGGAACUGGGGAACAAGGUGGUUCAGGUGAUCAAGAUGUUGCACCAAUGGAAAUGUGAGCUACUGAGAAAUAAAAAUCAACUUAAGGGGUUACAAUUUUCUCUUGUUUAGUUCUUUGGUAUCAAAGUUCCAAGUCACUUUUAAGUAUUUGGUUUUUACUCGUUUUAUAACUAGCAUGGGACAUGAGUCCAUUUAACUCGAAUUACAAUGAGACGUUUAGGAUAAAUGAAUUAUUAAGUGUCACUUCU
Messenger RNA from Capsella rubella, 1120 nucleotides. Its product is annotated as proteasome subunit alpha type-1-B. The coding region runs from base 98 to 931 and encodes 277 amino acids. The record is from RefSeq and is a predicted model, not a curated record. Gene Ontology annotation, biological process: ubiquitin-dependent protein catabolic process. Gene Ontology annotation, cellular component: proteasome core complex, alpha-subunit complex; proteasome core complex. The transcript has 2 exons. NCBI's taxonomy places the organism in Eukaryota, Viridiplantae, Streptophyta, Magnoliopsida, Brassicales, Brassicaceae.